AGUCAUCUUGAUUUCUGAAAUAUCAAUACCACCCACCAAACAUACCCACCACACAAUGGUUCGAGUCCUGACUUUUAUUGUUGCUUCCUUCUGUGCUGCGUCUGCGGUUAUGGCUUCUCCAUUACCUCAGAUACACACCAUCUCAUAUGAACCUACCAACACCCGAUUAGACGCAUUAUUCCUCAGGCCUGAGCCAGGUUGGGAGAAGCGCUCCGAGGCUGCUACUUCCUCCACUUCACGCCUGGAUUCGUUGUUCCUGAGACCCGAACCAGGGUGGGAGAGACGCUCUGUGGCUUAUGGCGAUGCAUCUCCCACAAGGGAAACAACACUUCGCAUUCCCCCUAUGCCUACUACCGCACCUUGACGAGCCAGGGUAAUCGUAUUGUCCAGGCGGGUCCUUGAGCGCCGCGCGCAGACCGUUCCCUCAACUAUCAACUAUACAAGAAUAUAGCGAUAUAAUCAGCAAUAGAACACUUAGACUGACAACCACUUACUAUACUAUACCAUACCAUACCAUACCAUACUGUGUAGCAUAUAUUUAUUAUUGUACUUACGCAUAGCAGUUUCGGCGCACUUGCGAGACAGGAGGCGAUUUAACUGGUAAAGGGCAAUAGUUUAUACACUAUAUUAUCAUUAAAUUAAA
Messenger RNA from Serpula lacrymans var. lacrymans S7.9, 643 nucleotides. RefSeq lists its product as uncharacterized. The record is from RefSeq and is a predicted model, not a curated record. The transcript has 3 exons. Lineage: Eukaryota; Fungi; Basidiomycota; Agaricomycetes; Boletales; Serpulaceae. The coding region runs from base 56 to 364 and encodes 102 amino acids.